CCUGUAGAGACAAGGACACACCUGUAGAGCCAACGACACACCUGUAGACACACCUGUAGACACAACGACACACCUGUAGACACACCUGCAUGACGUCACUCACACGCCUUCACCUUACAGACUCUGGAUCUAGUGAAACAUUAAGAACAUGGUAUACAGGUAAAUCACAGUGGAACAUCUCACUCUAUAUUCCUGACCGUGGGCCGGUUCCUGAACGCCCCAGAAGCUGUGCGGCGUCUGGCUCAUCAGAGCUGAUUAAACUCACCUGUCGGUGUGACGGCGGCGGCUCGUGCUGAGGCGUGUGAACCGGAGCGAGCGGACCGAGUCUACCGAGAGAACCGAGAGACCCGGUCACCUGGUCACCUGGUUACCCUGGUUACCCUGGUUACCCUGGUCACCGUGGCAGCUCACCGGCGGGAUGCAGAAAGGCCUGAAGAAGUACUUCGUCAACAUGGACGAGUACCUGUGCAGCCUGGGCCUCUACCGGAAGAUGGUGGCGCGGGACGCGUCCAGUCUGUUCAGAGCCGUCUCAGAACAGUUGUAUUACUCUCAGAACUACCACCAGAGGAUCCGUCAGGACUGCGCCGACUUCAUGAGAGCCAACAGAUGCAACUUUGAACCAUUCGUUGAAGGUUCUUUUGAGAAAUACCUGGAGCGUUUGGAGGACCCCAAGGAGACGGUGGGUCAGGUGGAGAUCAAGGCUCUGUCUCAGCUUUUCAGGCGUUGUUUCCUGAUCUACCGUUACCCGGGGAAACCAGCCACCGUGAUCUCAGAGGACGACUUUGUUGACAAGGUGACGCUGUGUUGCUCCAUCAAUGGUCACUAUGACAUUGUUUACCCGAGGACUUACCCCGUCUCCGCUGCCCUCUGCCAGUCUCUUUUCUAUGAGCUGCUUUACACUCAGGUGUUUGGGUUUGAGGAGGCGGAGCUCUGUCAGGCCAUGGAAGCCUUCAGGGUUGGAGGUCGUCGCUAUAGAAACAGCCCAUCACUGUGUAGUGAUGUCGACUUUGGCUACGACACACCUGAGGACCGAUGUCACAGGGAGGAGCCGGAGUCUGACGAUAAACAGCGGGCUGUGACAGCCGAGACGAAGCAUCCUACAGAAGCCCCGCCCCCUUCCAGACUGUCUCUUCCUUAUAAGGUCAUGAAGUCUCUGGAUGGAGAAGCGUACAGAAACCUAGAGUUUGACGUGUGGCAGGACACCUGUAAAGAGAUGCAGAAGACGGACUACAUGGUGUUUGCAGGGAGGCAGUACUUCCUGGGAGACAAGUGUCAGGUGCGUCUGGAGCCGAAGGGGAAGUACUACAACGCCUUCAUCCAGGAAGUAGGAACCCACCCGUCAGCCGUCACCGUCUUCAUCGAGGAGCUGGGAGAGAAACACCUGGUUCCCCUGACGGACCUGAAACCAGUCAAUCCAGUUCCAGCCUGGAACGUCGCUGCUCCCACCAGAAAGGGAGACCUGGACCCGGACUCUCGUGGUCAGCGACAUCAUCACCGUCAUCGGUACUUCAGGAAGUCUCGUGGCAGCAGCGGGUUGAAGGGGGCGGAGCUUCUGAUGCCCCCGCCACCCUAUGGAGGCCCAGCUCCCUCCAACCUGCCCCCCCGCUUCCAGCCGACAGGCCACCACCGCCCCCCCCCUUUGUCACCAGGAGCCAUGACCUACGACCCCUACGCCCCACACCACCACCAACCCCCAACCAGACCUCCUCGCUACGGAGCCUCCAGAAGCUCCACCCGUUUCCUGAACCGUCACCUGAUUGGUCCUCAGUUGACCUAUUACCACCCUGGCAGGAGAUAUUACCACGACUACGAGAGCUAUGCCUUCAGGUCACGUCGCAGUCGCCGUCAGCUGGCUGCGGCUCUGAAUAAAGACGGUCAGUUUGGUUUCCCCGCGGAGGCCGAGGAGGAGACAUCCGAUCUGGACGCCACCAUCACCUUCUACCAGCUGGACGACGGAGACGGCGUCUUCCCCCCGCUGACGGGCCAGGCAGUUGCCCCACCUCCCUCCAUGGGAGCCCCACCCCCUCCACCUGGCUCCUCCUACAGAGUUCAGAGAAGCUCGGGGCCCCUCCCCCCCGCACCUCCACCUGGGAGUACCCCGGUCUGUUCCUCUGAGGAGGACCAGGAGGACACCAGCACCGUGGAGGACCAGACCGAGUACACGGAGGAUUACAUCUACAUCACUCAGGAUCAGAGCUACCAGACCUCCGGUGUUUACACCGCUGUUGAGUCCUCCACCAACCAGGACGACCAGGAGAGAGGAACUGCUGACUCUCCUCCGAGACCGGAGAUGAACUACAGCUACACACAGCAGGUAGUGAAGCCAUUAGUCAUCUGCUCCUCUCCCUCUUCUUCCUCCUCCUCACCCUCUUCAUCAUCAUCACGUGUACCUGCAACUGCCCUCCUGCCGGCAGCAACACAAACACGCUCAGUCGCCAUGGCGAUUCCAGCCGCUUCUCCCUGGUUGGUUAAUGAGUUGGGUGAGCCUGUCUGCACCAUGGUAGCGCCGCCCCCUUACUCCUAUGACCCUAACGCCAGUGACUUACCCCGAGACUGCAGAGUCCUCCAGUAUUACUUCAACUUAGGAGUCCAGUGGUACCAUCAGAGCUGCUGGCAGCAGCAGACGUACCCCGCCACCCCUCCAGAGGCCUCCUACCCCUACCAGCACUACACCCCCUACCUGAACCAGGAGCCCCCCUUGCAUGCUGUCCCUCCUUUGUACCCUGAGACAACUCGAGGCCUCCAUCAGCCCCCCUCCUACUACCCAGAAUCCACCAGGGCAGGAGACGGACAGACAGACGGACACAGCGGCGGCCCCGCCCCCUCAGUGGAAGGCUCCUCCUCCACCACGAGCCCCGCCCCUCCAGGCUCCGCUGCCUCCUCUACUCUCAUGUACCAGGAUCAAGCGCCCCUCCCCUCUCCAUCGCUGCUGCACCUGCAAUAUGAGGCUCCGCCCCCAACCACCUACCUGCCCUCCGCCCCUCACCCUCCUCUUCCUCACUCUGCUCACCUCACCCAUCACUCCUCCUACCACGCCUGCCUUCCCCCCUCCGCCCACUGGGGGUCGCUGCAGAACGGAGGCCACACCACGCGGGUCUACUGCCCCGCCCCUAACCCCGCCCAUGUGGUCGGUUACAUCACAGCACCCCCCCACCACACGGCCACACACUACAUCUCCCCCCCCAUCUAACACACACACACACACACACACACCUUACUUCAAUCGUUAGC
Messenger RNA from Anoplopoma fimbria (sablefish), 3231 nucleotides. It is a transcript of the gene alg13, whose product is annotated as ALG13 UDP-N-acetylglucosaminyltransferase subunit. The record is from RefSeq and is a predicted model, not a curated record. Gene Ontology annotation, molecular function: cysteine-type deubiquitinase activity. Lineage: Eukaryota; Metazoa; Chordata; Actinopteri; Perciformes; Anoplopomatidae. Gene Ontology annotation, biological process: protein deubiquitination.